AAAACCUAUCAUAGGCUGCUUAGAGCCGCGCUUGUAACUAGGCCUCUAGGAUGUAGGAAGUGUGCCGUGUCACAUGGCUUAUUGUAAACUGUGCUUUGGCUUAACGAUUUCCUUGAACUCGACAAAGUAAGAAUGAUUUGAGAUUGUCGUCGCAGGGACUUGUAGGUGCGCCUGUUUCUCUUCUACCAAACGAAUGCGGGUUACCUGUUUGAUACCACCCCAGAUCAUCCACAUAAAGGAGAUAGUGUCGUUAAUUAAAGGUUCAUGAUUGGGUACCCCCUGGGUUCAGCGGGUAGCUUCAGCGCUACCAUGGAAGACAUGGACGGAGCUUCGCUUUGUAGCGAUGAGGACGAAUAUCCGGUGCCCCCUGGUCUGGCAGCUUCACGACGCCGUGCCGUCGUAUCCGAGCUAACGGGCGUGCCAAACUAUCUUUUGAGCGUGAGCAUGCGGCAGCAAGCUCUGUACAGAGCCACGCAGGCAGGUGUGCGAGGCCGCCGAGCGGGCAUAUAUCGACCGGAUCAACGCGCCUCAGCGAUCUCGGCAUUGACAAUGUUUGGCAGCAACACAUGCGUCGCGGGGCAUAAUGGUUCAAGCAUGCCACCGGGGGGAUCGGCGCCUUCCGCACCUACAGGUCACGGUCCCGAUUCCAGAACCUCGGAGGAAUUGCUGGCCACUCCGCCCACAGCAAAUCCGCAGGCAGCCGAGGUGCCCAGCCAGCGAUAUGCUGCAUCACGUCUACAAACUGCAGACCACACCGCGAAACCAGCGCACGCAAGUGGCAGCAAUGGAGGGUUGCCAGGGGCGGGCUUGAAGGAGGCAGCGAAAGGGAACACAGCGCUACACGACCAGCCCAUACCAGGCACAGCAGCCACAUCACAACCACAGCCUCAUCCACCUCCUCUUGCAGCCCAGCCGGUCCCGCCUGCUGCAUCUGGCGUGCCCGAACCAAAGACUCCCGAGCAAGCAGCAAUGACAACAGACGUACCGACCGGCAGCAUUCCUUCUUCAGCUUCCUGCUCACAGCGGCAGCCUGGGUCGGGGCCUCACCCCUCGUCAUCUGACAGCGCCGCUGCGGCGCCUGCCAGAGCCGCUCGCGACCUCACCCAGGACGACGACGCAUGGCAUCGCUUGGCGGCGGGCACCAGGGCCUGCAAUGCAGCGUGCAGGGCUACUGCGGACCUGCACCAGCAUGCCGCAGCAGACGCGCAUGCAGGCAACCUGAAGGGCAAACUGCUGAGCAAGAAGGCUGUGGAGCUGUCGGUACGGACGAACGUGGCGCUGGGGGAGCUGGCCUCGCUUGUGGGGAUGCUGCCGGUGCAGAGGCUCGUGCUGCGGCUUUUGGAAACCGGGAGGCCACAUCGAGCGCUGAAGCGGGGAGGAGCCGCUGGGGCUGCCGCUGGCGUAAGGGUUGCAGGCGCUGCUGCUGCUGCUACUGUUGUUGAGCGGGAGGAGUUUAGCCUGCUGCCCAGGAAGGGUGUGGGAGUACAGCAGGGUGCUCAUGACGCGACAUGGACCAGCAGGGCCGUGGCUCUGCUCUCUGCACACUUCCUCCUGUCAUGCGCAGCUGGGGCGGGUGGGGCGGCUUUACCGCCCCACAAGGCCCCCCCGACGCCUGUUGUAGAUCAUCAGACCGGCGGGGGAGCGCUUCACCACCACUCCGAGUGCGCCCUGUUGCUCGCGGACUCCCUGCUGGUGCACUGCGGACUGCCGGCCUUGCCAUUGCAGGAGCUGGCGGUCCUGACACGCGCGCUAUACGACCUCUGGAUCUUCCUGGCUUCGGAUGCCGAUUCAGUGGUCAGCCUGCCGGCCGGAGCGCCCGCGAGCGUAGGCAGCCUGCAGCUCCUGGUGCGGAUUGUACGACACUGCUCCUCUGCGGUUACCGAAGCUCUUGACACGUUGACAAGGGAAAACUACCGUGUCGUGGCGUCGUGGCUCCGAGCACAGGAGGACUACCAGCGGUUGCUGCAGCAGGCGCACCAAUGGCCCAGAACGCCUGCCCCGCAACCGCCACCGGAGGUGCUCAUCCAGCUGUCGCACAUGGACAGUUGGCAGUUGGAAGACCUGGUGGUUACCGUUAUCAGCCGGCAUGGGGUUGCCGUACGAGAGGCCGCCAAGCGCGCCAAGGAGGGGGCUCCCAAGAAGCUGACGCAGCGCUUCCGUACAGCGUACAAGGAGCACCUGAAGCUGGCGCAAGUGGAAAAGGAGGGCCUUGAGUUCAUUCUGCGGACAACAGAGGCUGCGGCCAAGCAGCAGCAGCAGCAGCAAGGAACACGCGCAGGGAAGGAGGAGCAGCCGCAGCCGCAACCACAGCGGCGUGAUGGCGGCGACAGUGGGGUAUCCCUGGAGUUGGCUCAAGGGGCUCAGGAGCUGUACGAACGGCUCAGCAGGUUCGGACUGGGCGUCCUGAAGUGCCUUCCGCACCUGGUGGCAUGGGAUGCGGAGGCGGAGGCGGAGCUUGCGAGCAGCCGCAGCGGGUGCAGCGGAGGCGGGAGCGGCGAGAGCCUCGUCGUCGGGUGGGGUAUUGCACGAGCCAGCGGCUGGGUUGUUUGCAGCGCAGGCGGUAACAGCAGGAGCCCCGCCGGAGCCCUGUGUAGCCUGGGCAGCAGCGGGGGUGAUUGCAGCGCCGGCGAUGCCAAGCGCUGCAAAGGCGGCCGCAGCGGCAGUGGCGGCGGCGGCGGUAGCUCCGAAGAUCAGGGGUGUACCGGCAAUGCUAGUGGCGAUGGCGACGUUGGAGAUACUGCAGGGCGGGAAGGCGGCAGCGGAUUGGCGGCUCAGGUGGCAAGGGUGGCUCGUGCGGUCCUCGAGGCAGCCCUGGACGGGGUACAGACGCGGCUUAGCGUCUUGGGAGACGCCGGCCUGCACCAGGUGGUGGCCCAUGCAGCCAACGUGGGUUGGCUGCGGCAAGCAGCCCAGCCACACACAGCAGCAGCAGCUGCAGCUGCGGCUGCUUCUGCAGCAGCGACGACAGCAGGCGGCUCCGCUGCGGUUGCAACCACACUUGGCGACGGACCCAUCCUCCUUCGCUUUGAGCCGUUGCCUUUGAGCCUUUCAACCCAGCAGCCUUCUGCCACCACGACACGGCCUGUUCCCCCGGGCCCCGCUCAUGCUUCCGGUGCUGCAGGCAGCAGCAGCAAUGGCAGCGGCGGCGACCCUAGCAGCAGCAGCACCAGAGGCAGCGGCUGCUGCAUGUCCCUGUCGUCAGGACACUGCACCGCUGGUGACACGGGGGCGCAGCGGGCCCCGGGUGAGGAGUGUAUGGCGGCGGUGGAGGUAACGCUAGUGCCGGCUGAUGUGGCAGCGGGGCAGCGCAUUCGCGGGCUGUGGCGGUACGCGCUGGAGACCAGGCAGCGGCGGCGGCGGCGGGUGGUGGAGGCUGCAGACCGCUCUGCGAGCAGCAGCCCGAGCAGUUGCGUGUUUGAAGCCCCCAUCUCGGGCUGCUGGCAGCCGAUUGCCGAUCGAAGUGGAGGCAACAGCGCUGAGCCGCCACGGGGGGGCCUGGGGCGUACGGGCCGUGAGGCGCAUGGGGGCGCAGGGCGCCAGGGUGAUAACGGCCAGGAUGGCGGUGGGAGGAGCGGGAAGGAGGAGGACGGCAGCAGCCGGGAGGCUUUCCAGCAGCAUCUAGCGCUGCUGCACAGCUGCCUGAGCGCCUUUGGCUGCGCGCGGGUGGUGUGCAGGGGCCGAGCGGCACUCAGGGCGGCUGUGCAGCUGAUUGCACAGGCCCACCUAGACACCCUGCAACCCUGCAACACGGACGCAGCCGAGGCCGCCUCAGCGGGUGGGUCCCCCUCCCCUUCCUCCGGCGGCCUAGAAGUCCUUCCCUUCGUGUCCUGCAGGCCGUCCUACCAGGUAAGGCUGCAAGAGGCACGGGACCGCAUUCUGCGGGCCUGCUGCUGCGAUUAUGGCGCGACCGCCCCAGAGGCAGCAGGGCAGGGAGUGGAGCUGCAGGGCGGUGCGAGAUGGGCGCUGUCAGAGGGAUGGCAGGCAUGGCGGCGCCUGGCGCUGAACCGGGAGUCGUGUCGGCUGCUGGGGCUGGUGGAGGAGGAGGGCAGGGAUGUGGACAGCAGCAGUGGCAGUGGCAACAGCGGAAAGCAGCGGUCGUGGCGGCCGUACGGUAAUGAGGAGUACGGCACGGAGGCUGUGGUGACGUUGGUGGUGGUACGGCAGCGAGCGUCAGCUACGUAAUCCGAGGAGGUUGAGGAGGCGCCGCUUAAGUAAGGAGUCGUAGUGGUGAAUGGCGACCGUAGGAUAUGCCGGUAAUAAUACGCAGGAAUGUGCAGCAGGUAAGUGACAAGGUCAGGGCAUGGAAGGAUUUAGAUAGAUAGUUGCCGUACCCGGCAGUUCGUUGUUGCCGUGUAACAGUAAAGUCCGUGCCGUACAAGUAAAUGGUUUGGUUUGCAGCAUGGUUUAGUUAGUAGCGGCUCUGCGCAUUGGCGGUCAGUGCUGUCAGCGGUAAGGGCCUUGGAUUUCGUAGCGUGCUGAACAAGGUCGGCUUGUUGCUUUUGGGUCGGCUUGGCGACAUUGGCAGUCGGAAGAGCGCUUGCAGGUGCGCUUGUAUUUCGCCCAGGGGCUCCUUUGCUAGGUACGGCACUUGCAUGCUUCGCGUACUUUUUACUCUGCUUAUGUCGUAGCCGCGGACCCGACCUGGAGUGCAUCGUGUGCAGGCAGCAGGUGGAGAGCAUGGUGGGGGUGUACGGAUAGGGCAAGAGGCAUGGCGAUCGCCGUUAGGCUUGACGGGCUCCAGGAGGUUGGGGCAAUUGAAGCAAUUACUUUGGCAGUGGG
Messenger RNA from Astrephomene gubernaculifera, 4779 nucleotides. The record is from the annotation of a GenBank genome assembly. Lineage: Eukaryota; Viridiplantae; Chlorophyta; Chlorophyceae; Chlamydomonadales; Astrephomenaceae.